Physella acuta is the source of this 1504-nucleotide messenger RNA. Its product is annotated as transcription factor HES-4-A-like. The record is from RefSeq and is a predicted model, not a curated record. Gene Ontology annotation, molecular function: protein dimerization activity; DNA binding. Lineage: Eukaryota; Metazoa; Mollusca; Gastropoda; Physidae. Gene Ontology annotation, biological process: regulation of DNA-templated transcription.
AAAUAGUUAAUACCUACAACUCGAUAACUCCUACUUUCGUUUCUGUAGAAACAUGGAUAACUUGCCUAAUGUUUGUGAAGCAACCAGUCAAUCUCACGAUUUGGAUAACUACACUCCAACACACAGAAAAGGUAAAAAAUUACUUGCUGAAAAGAAAAGGAGAGCUCGAAUCAACAAUUGCUUAAUGCAGAUACGAGAUAUAGUGUGUGAGGGAGAUGAAGAAAAGGAUACUGAUCUUGACAAAAUGGAGAAAGCAGAAAUAUUGGAAAAAACAUUAGAGGUCCUGACCAGACUGCGUCAUGAUUACAGCAAAACACAAACCACGAACACAUUUUCAACACGCAGAGCUAUGGCAGUACGUUAUGCUUCAGGCUUUAGCUCAUGCGCGGAGGAGUCCAUCAGGUACAUCCAAAGCUCACGUCUUGUUCCUGCAGAGGUUAAAGUUCAACUUCAGAACCAUCUGAGAACCAUCGCUAGAAGGAUGGAAACAGUGGUUCAGGUGGAUGACCCCAACACAAAUUUCACUUCGCCGUUUCAUGCAUCAGCAUCAACAGUGUCAUCCACUUCCCCAUCUUUGUCAGACAUUUACGUAAGAGACAGAGCUAUCGCAGGCGAAGAACAGGCGAUCCACCAGACCAGCACAACUGACGCCAGACAUGUCUACAUACCCUCACCCAUUCAGUCGUCGACUCCAGCUCUCCAGUACAACAUCACACACAGUACAACCGCUCCACUUCCGCAUCUACAAGAGGAGAGAAUCAUCCCUUCACCAGACUCAUUACCCAAGCAGGACCCAACAAAACGCAGCCCAGGCUUGCGAUGUGUGGAGAAAUUCUACACAGAAUGCCCACACACAACCACAGAGAUCAGCAAAUCACCAUUCCACUACAAACCCCAGUCUGACAUUCACAGUUUACGUAAAUACGAAGCAGUUACCCCAGAUUUCACAAGCGAGCAUUCACUAAAUUCAUACCCCUCGUUACCAGCUGACCAACCCUACCAGUCAACUGUUUUGUCAAUGACGGCUUACACUCCAUCAGUCAGCUCCCCUGUUUUAAUCCACCCAGCAUCCUACCCCUACACAAGCAGUCUGGACUCUCAAGUCUACGGUUACCGCGGAUACGAGCCGUAUCCUUCUACAGCAAUCAGCCUGGUCCAGCCCGCUCGUUAUGUUACACCCACUCUGACCAACAGCCCCUCGCCCUUAAGCUCCAAACAGUCCAACACAUCAAACAGUGCAUUAAAUCUUUGUGUCAAGGGCGGUGUUGACCACCAAAUCUCACCUGAAACCAUGUGGCGACCUUGGUAGAGUGUCCAGCAUUUAAAAAAACAAUUAUAUGAAAGACCUUUAUUUUGCAUAAUAUUUGUAAAUAUGAAAACAAAUGGCCUUUUUGUACAUAUACUUGUAAGUAUGUAUUAAUAUAAAUUAGCUUCAUCUGCAUUCCUUAAUGAAAAUCUGAAAAUUUUAAGUGUAAAAAUAUUUUGUAAUAUUUCUUUGCCAGUA